AUGAAAAAGCCUCCACAGCCUCCUUCUACACAGCCGCACUUUCGUAGAGAAUUUUUUCAUGGCCUGGAUUAUUUAAGGCGUCGCGAAGAAGAAGAGCGUAAGCGUCGUGCACGUGCUGCUGCUUUUGCCGGCCGUGCCUUCACUGCCUCUGAUUCUGGACACUCUGCUAUGCCUGCUUCUACGCCUGCGUCUGCUCCUGCUGCUGCUGCUUCCUCUACAUUUGCCUCUUCCGUUGUUCGACCUAAAAAUCGUUCACCGGUUGUGAGCCGUGUUCUUGGUCGUAGUAUCAGUAGUGGUAGUGGUAGUGCUGUUCUCGUAGCUGAAAAGCCUACAUUUGCUUCCUCUGUUUCUCAACAAUCUUGUUGGUCUCAUGCUGCAUCUCGUAGUGCUGCUAGUAGUGCUGUUACCGCCCCGGCCAUUGUAGCUGCUGAUGAAGCACCUGUUAUGGUUCAACCUGAGGUCUACCGAUUGCCUUCUUUUCCUUCUGUUGCUGUUGCUAUUGAUGUGCAUGAAAGUAGUCCGCAAACUCUUGUUUCAAGCUACAAAUAUUUUGGCUCUCUCGCAAAAGGCUUUCGACGUAGUGGUCUUCCGCUCAUGUUAUGUUUGUGGUUACAUCGCAAUCGACUUUCUUCGGAUCGUUGUGCGCGUGUGCUUGCUCGCAAGGGUAAGUUGGCUCGACGUAACCGUAUGCAUCAACGUUCGAUUAGUAAGGACGAUGUUAUGGAUUGGGAAUUUACUGGUCCCUGUACAGAAAUUCACUUUCCCUCUGGCUCUCCCAUGAUGAUCGAUGAAGAUUAUACCUCUUCGGAUUACUUCUCUUCUUGUUCUGUUGGUUGUAAUUCUCACGCUGUUUCUCAUGAAAUAGCUGUUGACAUUAUAUAUGAGGAGGAUAUUAUAAUGGAAGUGGCUUCACAUUCACUUGCUGGUCAUGACUCUACUGUUACUACUGCUAGUUGGCCAUUGAUUUCAGUGAAGAACACUGAUACCGCUGUUGUUGUUGUUGAUGCCUCAUCAGCAGCAUCAUCAAGUAUUAAUUCUCUUACUGUGAAUGACGUCUGCCCUACUGCUGUAUCGACUUCUUCUUGCUCUGCUGAGGUUCGUGCAACAGCUGUGGCUACUCUUGAUGCUAGCGUUGAUUGUCCUGAAAGCGAAUCUGCUCCUCAUUGCCCUGGUGAUCAAGGUGCCUCUGCCACGGUUGCUUCUUCUUCCUCUUCUGCGCCGGUUCUUCGCGAAUGUCUGGUACGUAGCCUUGAUCCAGUGGCCUCUUCUAAUUCCGUUUCUUUAAAAGAAACGAUGACAACAAUCACUGCUGCUGCUUCUUCUUCUUCAGCUUCCACUUCUUUAGCUGCCGAUUCCUCCGUUCAACAACGGGUUAUCGCCGUUCCUCGGUUCAGAAAAUCUGCCAGGAAAACACCAACAACAACAACAAUAACAACAGCCACAACAGCCGUAGCCGCAGCAACAGCAACUAACACCACCACUACCACUACCAUUACUUCCGCCUCCUCCACCACAACAACUGCAACAACAUUAUCAGCGGGAAAUUCUACUGCUAACGCAGCCUCCGAUGAUGAUGAUGAUGAUGAGGAUAUGAUUGCCGAAUUGGCACGUGUCAUCGACUUGCAGUUCGAAAAGGAGUUGUAA
Molecule: messenger RNA, 1644 nt
Organism: Mycotypha africana
Lineage: Eukaryota; Fungi; Mucoromycota; Mucoromycetes; Mucorales; Mycotyphaceae
Exons: 1
Coding region: 1-1644 (547 amino acids)
Source: RefSeq, a predicted model, not a curated record